GAGCUUCAUAGUGUACGUUACAUAGGGACAGACUGCACAAUCGUUAUAGUACAGACCACUGGAUUCACGUGAGCAGCCAUGAUUAGACGGUUGUUGGCGAUCGCGCUGGUCAUCACCGGGAGCAGUGCCGGAGGGCUGAGUUUUCUGGACCCAUUCUCGGACGAAGUUAUCAACUUCAUCAACGCGCUCAACACCACGUGGAAGGCCGGCAGGAACUUCGCCAACGACGUUACAAUGCAACACUUCGAGAAUCUUCUUGGGCUGCUUGAUGCGACGGAGAACGACACGAUGCCCAUCAUGGAACACGACCUUUCUCUGGAGCUUCCGGAGUCCUUCGAUGCUCGGGACCACUGGCCUGACUGUCCAACGAUUGGACUCAUCCGCGACCAGAGCGGAUGUGGAUCGUGUUGGGCGUUUGGAGCGGCGGAAUCCAUCUCCGAUCGCAUCUGCAUCCACAGCAAGGGCCAAGUCAAGGUGAACAUAUCAGCAGUGGACCUCCUGUCUUGUUGUGAGAGCUGCGGCUACGGAUGUGAGGGGGGUUACAUGAAUAAGGCGUGGCAGUACUACCAAGAUCAGGGCAUCGUGACCGGUGGCCUGUACGGAACGGACGACGGCUGCAAGCCGUACCCUUUCCAGCCCUGCGAGCACGGGGUGUCGGGACCACUGCCCCAGUGUCCGAUCUACACGCCGAUGACGCCAGAGUGCAUGCAUUCCUGUCGACAAGGGUACGAACGCAGCUACAAAGACGACAAGUACUACGCGGAGACGGUCUACCAGGUCCGCAACGACGAAAGGCACAUCAAGGCCGAGAUCUUCAAGCACGGACCCGUGGCGGCGGGCAUGGACGUUUACCCCGAUUUCGCCCACUACAAGAGUGGUGUUUACCAGCGCGUAGACCCCGGGUGCAGCAAAAGUGGUAGCCACGCCGUCAAAAUUCUGGGCUGGGGUUCCGAACAGGGCGUUCCCUACUGGCUUGUAGCCAACUCUUGGAACACCGACUGGGGUGACAAUGGGUUCUUCAAGAUACUUCGGGGAAGCAACGAAUGCCGCAUCGAAGAAAUCGUCUUCGCCGGAAUUCCUAAGUCGAGCAUUUUAAAAGCCAUAUCUGAAGGGUCAAGGUCUCCCGAACCACUAAAUAUUAAAAAUGUGAAAAUGUUAGCAUAUCCUCCCCAGAGUAUGUGGAAGCGUGUGCUUGCGUGCGCAGUGCUUGUGGCGGUCGCCCACGGUCGCCGUUUCUAUCCAAUCAAUUUUAGGCCUGUGUCCGACGGCAUGGUGUCCUUCAUUAACAAGCUGAACUCCACGUGGAAGGCCGGGCCAAACUUCAACAGGAACGUCUCGCCCAUGUUCCUGCGGGGACUCCUGGGUGUUCACCCUGACAACCGGCUUCACAGGCUGCCUGCCCUUCACCACACUGAGAUUCCAGAGGACCUGCCCGAAUCCUUCGAUGCUCGCGAAAAAUGGCCACAGUGCACAAGCAUCGGACUCAUCCGUGAUCAGUCAAGUUGCGGAUCUUGCUGGGCCUUUGGAGCCGUCGAAGCCAUAUCUGACCGCAUCUGUAUCCACAGCCGGGGCAAGGUGCAAGUGAACAUCUCUGCACAGGACAUCCUCACGUGUUGCGCCAGUUGCGGUCGCGGCUGCCUGGGAGGUUUUCCCUCGUCUGCUUGGCAGUUCUACAGGGACCGGGGUAUUGUCACAGGAGGCCUGCACGACACCGGUGACGGUUGCCUACCAUACGUCUUCCCUCCUUGCGAGCAUCACACCGUCGGGCCGCUGCCCAAUUGCAGCGAGAACAUCUCGCCGACACCCCGCUGCGUGCACACCUGCCGCAAGGGUUACGAGGCGGACUACAGCAAGGACAAGUACAAGGGGGAAAGUGUGUAUUCCAUAGAGGCUGACGAGACGCAAAUAAAGGCCGAGAUAUUCAAGAACGGUCCCGUGGAAGCGGACUUCGAUGUCUACUCCGACUUUUUCUCUUACAGGAGCGGGGUUUACCAGAGGCUUAGCAGUGACUAUCAGAGUGGACACGCAGUCAAGAUCCUAGGAUGGGGCACAGAAAAUGGCGUGCCCUACUGGCUUGCAGCGAACUCAUGGAAUCCCAACUGGGGCGACAAAGGGUACUUCAAAAUUCUUCGUGGAACCAAUGAAUGCGGAAUAGAGAACGACAUCAAUGCUGGAAUCCCCAAGCAAGGCUCAUCGAAGGACAAAUAAAUG
Messenger RNA from Rhipicephalus sanguineus (brown dog tick), 2211 nucleotides. RefSeq lists its product as uncharacterized. Gene Ontology annotation, biological process: regulation of catalytic activity. NCBI's taxonomy places the organism in Eukaryota, Metazoa, Arthropoda, Arachnida, Ixodida, Ixodidae. The coding region runs from base 79 to 2208 and encodes 709 amino acids. The record is from RefSeq and is a predicted model, not a curated record. Gene Ontology annotation, cellular component: lysosome. The transcript has 15 exons. Gene Ontology annotation, molecular function: cysteine-type endopeptidase activity.